AUGUCAAUGCUUAAACUGAAGCCUUUCGAUCCAGAGGAACUGAACAAAUGCAAAACAAUCGAAGAGCGUUUCGUUUGUUCAAUUUGUAUUGAUAUUUUUGGUAAUAUUGAGUUACUGAAAACUCAUUAUAUCACAAAACAUGGAUAUGUUGAGAAGGAUAAAGAGCAGAAAUCAUUAGCACCACCAUUGCCGAAUAUACUUUUUGAAAGUAGCUACUCGACUGAUGAACAUAACGAUGAUACAGAAAAGGAUUACUUUGAAGAAUCUCCUCCAAAAGAAAUACCUAAGAAACAGAGCUAUUUUUCACCAAAAAUUUGCAGUAUUUGUGAUAUGAAAUUUAAGAAUCAGAAGACGCUAUCAAAACAUGUUAAACAUGUCCAUCACAAACUAAAGUCACUGAUUUGUCAAGUGUGCAACAAACAGUUUACAAGGAAAUCGACACUGGAUAUCCAUACACGAACUCAUUUGUCACAUCUAUCUGAUGAAAGUGCUAAAAUCCUGUCUUGUGACGUCUGUUCAUUCAAAUGCUCUGAUCCAAGUGUUAUUAAUAAGCAUAAGAAACUUCAUCAGACAUCAACAGAAGGAAAAUACAAGUGCCUUGACAAGAAUUGUAAUUAUUUUGCUAUCCAAUCUACUGGAUUAAAGAAUCAUAUGCUGUAUAAACAUCCAGAGCUGUAUUCAACUAUGAAAUGCACACUGUGCGAUUUUGUAUCAGUAAAUCCAGAUCGCCUUAAACAACAUUUAUUGAAUCAUGAGAAAGGAUUGCUGGAUAAAGAAGAGGAAACUCAGAAAAUUGUUAAUAUUCCUAAAAACUCAAUGAAUAAUAGUAUGGAGAUAUCAUCCGACUGCUUCCUUCCAAUAGAAAGUACUGAUUCCAUUCAUAAUCAUGAUCAAGGUGGUGUGACAAUUAUCCACAAUAAUAGUUCGUCAACAAACAUGCACAAUGAAGAUGCAGUGUUUUAA
This is a messenger RNA of Chironomus riparius, 963 nucleotides long. Lineage: Eukaryota; Metazoa; Arthropoda; Insecta; Diptera; Chironomidae. The record is from the annotation of a GenBank genome assembly.